AUCUAAGUAAGCAUGCAUGGACAACUUUAAUUUCCUAUGUCUUAGUAGAGUCAAACUUGAAUUCUUCGUUUAUGCUUUUUUGAUUGGUUAUUUUAUACCAUGUAGGGAUGAAAGUGAGCUCAUAGAAAAAAUCGUCAACAGCGUGUGGAGGAAAGUGCAAGCUACAUUCACGCUAUUAGAUUCCUCAAGGAAGUUAGUCGGAACUGAUUAUGCACUCGAGCAACUAAGUAUGUUGUUAGCUUAUGAUGCAGAUGAUGUUCGAUUUAUUGGGAUAGCUGGGAUGGGUGGCAUAGGCAAGACUACUCUUGCCGAGCUAGUUUAUGAUAAAACCUUCCACCAUUUUGAUGUUCAUUGCUUUCUUCGCAACGUUAGAGAGGUUUCUAAAGCAGACCCUACCCUAAGUGGUCUUCAAAAAACACUUCUUUUACCGAUGUUGAAAGAAAAGAUUCGGGACCAACAAUCGGGAAUCAAGUACACCGAGAAGUGCUUACACAACAAAAAGGUUCUUCUUGUACUUGAUGAUGUGGAUGACAUAAGCCAGCUACAAGUACUAGCUAGAAAGAAAGAUUGGUUUGGCAUGGGAAGUAGAAUUAUCAUUACAACUAGAAAUGAACGUUUGCUGGUCCAGCAUGACAUAACAUUAUGUCAUAACGUCAAGGUGUUAAAUGAUGAUGAAGCUCUUGCACUGUUUAGUCAAAAUGCCUUUAAGAAAAAUCUGCCUGAGGAUGGGUUUUUGGAACUGUCUAAGUAUUUCGUUAAUUAUGCUGGAGGCCUUCCAUUAGCUCUUGAAACUUUGGGGUCAACUUUGUUUAAGAGAGGGCUAGAUGCUUGGAAUAGUGUACGGGAUAAUCUAUCAAAAAUUCCUAAUCCAGCAAUUUUUUAUAAGCUUAAAAUUAGUUUUGAUGGACUAGAAGAGAUGGAGAAGAGAAUUUUUCUCGAUGUUGCAUGUUUCCACAAAGGGAAGUACGCCAAGCAAGUAAUUGAAAUACUAGAUAAUUCUUUUGGAAUUUCUAGUAGUACUCUAAUAGAUUCGCUAAUUGAGAAAUCUCUCCUCUAUCAAGAUCACCUAAAACGUAUGUGGAUGCAUGAUUUGAUACAAGAAAUGGCAUGGACAAUUAUUGGUCAUGAGUCUAAAGAGCCUAGUCUACGCAGUAGGUUGUGGCUCUACAAUGACAUUUACCAUAUAUUCACGACGAAUUCGGGAGGAGGUGGGAAUACGGGAACGGGGGCUAUUGAAGCCAUAUCCCUACGCUUGCUCAAAGUAGAAGAGUCUCUUCCAACUAGCUUUCAACUGCGUUUGCUUACUCAACUUAAAAUGCGUAAGAGCAAACUUGUUCGACUAUGGGAGGGGAAAAAGGACUUACCCAACUUGAAAUAUAUCGAUCUUAGCUACUCCAAUAAAUUAAUGAGUACCCCAGAUUUCAGUGGUAUUCCAAAUCUUGGGAAGUUGAUUCUUUGGGAUUGUAAGAAUUUAGUUGAGAUUCACCCAUCUAUUGCAGUCCUCAAAAGACUUGAAGUUUUGUACCUUCAUGGCUGUGAAAGCAUUAAUAGCCUCCCAAGUGAGGUUGAAAUGGAUUCUCUUGAGACUUUCGAUCUUGAUGGCUGCUCAAAUGUGAAAAAGAUUCCAGAAUUUGGAGAGCAGAUGAAGAAUUUGUCCCUGAUUUCCUUAAAAGGGACUGCGAUCGAGAAAAUACCUUCAUCAAUAGGACAUCUAGUUGGCCUUAAGGGUUUGUAUCUACGUAAUUGCAAAAAUCUCUUGAACCUUCCAAGGGCUAUUUGUAAUUUGAAGUCUCUUACAUAUCUCGAUAUGAUGGGAUGCUCAAAACUUGACAAACUCCCAGGAGACAUGGAUCACUUAGAGGUGCUUGAAUUGGGAGCCACUAUGACCGAGCCACUUGUAGGUAUGAAAAAUCUCAAACGUCUUGUGUUUGACGGAUUGGAUGCUAAAGCAAGGGACAUAUGGGGCUUUCUCCGCUUGUUAGGACUCAGAAAAAGUCGUCCUGAUCCUCCUUGUUGGGGUUUGGUAUUGUCUUCUCUAAAUCGUUUAUGCUCAUUGAAAGAGUUAUAUCUAAGUAAUUGUAAACUCUCUGAAGGAGACAUCCCCGAUGAUAUUGGUUGCUUGUCCUUUUUGGUGGAAUUGAUUCUCAGUGGAAAUAAUUUUGUCAGUCUACCUGAAAGCAUUAGAUGCCUUUCUAAGCUCAAGUAUCUUGAUUUGGAGGGGUGCAAAAGCCUUCAAGAAUUGCCACCUCUUCCAUCUAGCAGCGAAUUAUGUGUAAAUGUGAAAGAUUGUACUUCCUUAAAAAGGUUGUCAGAUCCAUCCAAGUUAAGUAGCAGAUUCACCAAUUUGUAUGACUUUGACUUCACUUGCAAGAAUUGCACUGCAUUGGUUCAAGAUGAAGGCUGGAACAAUACAAUACUCUCAAGGGUUCGAAGAAUUGCCACUCAGACCAAGGGACUGAAUCUAUAUUCCCAAAAACUGGACCCAGAUGUUGUAUGGCCUGGAAGUGAAAUUCCAGAGUGGUUCAGUAAUCAGAGUGUGGGACAUUCAAUAAAUGUGGAGCUUCCACCACCAUCAUGUACCAACUGGCUGGGGAUUGCCUUUUGUGUUGUUUUUCAAGAUCCUACGCAAAACUUGGCUAAUCCAACUGCCCCUUGUCAUUAUGAUUAUUUCAAUAUUCAGUUUUUAGGGGAUUGCCUUUUGCGAUGGGAUUGGGGGAAACAAAAAGCAGACUUCAAUAGUGUGAAGAAGUGUGGGGCUCGUUUGGUGUACAAGCAAGAUUUGAAAGAGCUCAAUCAAACAUUGAAAAUCCUGAAGCGAACACAUGAAUGUCGUGACGAGGUAGCUUCAAGUGGACCUGAAAGUGCUAGAUGCAACAUCACAGAACAAAUCCGCAAAAGGCAUUGUUACUACUAG
Molecule: messenger RNA, 2914 nt
Organism: Malus domestica (apple)
Lineage: Eukaryota; Viridiplantae; Streptophyta; Magnoliopsida; Rosales; Rosaceae
Source: RefSeq, a predicted model, not a curated record